AUGGGGGGCCCCCGGGCCGCGCGGCUCCGGCUGCUCCUGCGCCCGGUCAAGCUGCUGCGGAGGCGCUUCCGGCUGCUGCUGCUGCUCGCCGUGGUGUCCGUGGGGCUCUGGACUCUUUAUCUGGAACUGGCGGCGUCAGCCCAGGUCGGCGGGAACCCCCUGAACCGCAGGUAUGGCAGCUGGAGGGAGCUGGCCAAGGCUCUGGCCAGCAGAAACAUUCCGGCUGUGGACCCGAAUCUGCAGUUCUACCAUCCCCAGAGGCUGGGCCCCAAGGACCCAGGCUCAGCGCGUGGUGGGAGUGGAAACAGCAGCUACCUGAAGUGGAAUAAGCCGGUGCCCUGGCUCUCAGAGUUCCGCGGCCGCGUCAACCUGCAUGUGUUUGAGGACUGGUGCGGCAGCUCCAUCCAGCAGCUGCGGAGGAACCUCCACUUCCCCCUGUACCCCCACAUCCGCACAACCCUAAGGAAGCUGGCCGUGUCUCCCAAGUGGACCAACUACGGCCUCCGCAUCUUUGGCUACCUGCACCCCUUCAUGGACGGGGAGAUCCAGUUUGCCAUCGCUGCCGACGACAACGCAGAAUUCUGGCUGAGCCGGGACGACCAGGUCUCCGGCCUACAGCUGCUGGCCAGCGUGGGCAAGACUGGAAAAGAGUGGACUGCCCCUGGAGAGUUCGGAAAAUUCCGGAGUCAGGUUUCUAAGCCGGUCAGCCUGGCAGCUGCCCGCCGCUACUACUUCGAGGUGCUGCACAAGCAGAACGACCAGGGCACCGACCACGUGGAAGUCGCGUGGCGGCGGAAUGACCCCGGGGCCAAGUUCAGCAUUAUUGACUCUGCUUCCCUGUCCCUCUUCACAAAUGAGACCCUCCUGAGGAUGGACGAGGUGGACCACAUCCCGCAUACAGCAGCCAGCCACAUGGGCUCCCCAGACCCGCUUCCCACUGACGAACAACCACCCGCUGACAUGCUGCGGCCCGACCCUCGGGACACUCUCUAUAGAGUGCCUCUGAUCCCCAAGGCUCAGCUCCGACACGUCUUGCCCGACUGCCCCUACAAGCCCAGCUACCUGGUGGACGGGCUCCCUCUGCAGCGCUACCAGGGACUCCGGUUUAUUCACCUAUCUUUUGUUUACCCCAAUGACUACACCCGCCUGAGCCACAUGGAGACCCAGAAUAAGUGCUUCUACCAGGAAAACGCCUACUACCAAGACAGGCUCAGCUUUCAAGACUACAUCAAGAUUGACCAGCCUCAGAAGCAGGGCCCAGAGCAGCCAGGUUUCGAUGACGGCCUUCUAGAAGAAUCCCAGUAUGGAGAAGUGGCAGAGGACACCCCUACCCCUGAUGGCCAGAAUGCCAGGAUGCCAGCGGGGAAGUCAGACCCCCCCACAGCUCCCCGGCAGGAUACCCCUGACCACCGCCUCCGAAACCUGCGGAGACUCCUGGCUCGGGCCCUGGAGGGCCUGGCAGCACCCCCUCCCUGGCAGAACUCCACAGCCUCCCUCCCCAUGAGGCCCAGUGCCGCCCCUGCCCAGCCAGCAGAUAAGAAGGCGAGGAAGCCCAGCCUUGAGCCCCACCAGGCUCCGAAGCAUCCUGACAAGUGGCCUCUGGGUCCCCAGGCCGGGCGCUCGCCUCCAGCGAAGAGGCCCAGGCCCCCCGGUGCCAGUCCUGGGAAGAUGCUUGGGCGGUCCCAGUGGCUGAACCAGGUCGAGUCAUACAUCGCAGAGCAGAGAAGGGGUGAUAGGAUGGAGCCUCCGGACCCCAGGAGGGACUGGCCUGAAGAGCAGGACGUGGUGGUGGCAGUAGCCGGCCAAGAAGGACAAACAGAUGGCGAGGCUGAGGGGGAGGACGAGGGGGAGGACGAGGAGGAUGUGAGCGAGGUGUUGGAGUACCUGUCCAUGUUCGACCCGGUGGUGAACUGGGAGCAGACCUUCAGUGCCCACGACCUGGAUUUCCAAGCACUGCGGACAGACUGGAUCGACCUGAGCUGUAACACGUCGGGCAACCUGCUGCUUCCAGAGCAGGAGGCGCUCGAGGUCACGCGGGUCUUCCUGAAGAAGCUCAACCAGAGGAGCCGGGGGAGGUACCAGCUUCAGCGCAUUGUGAAUGUGGAGAAGCGGCAGGACCACCUCCGCGGGGGCCGCUACCUCCUGGAGCUCGAGCUGCUGGAGCAAGGCCAGCGCCUGGUGCGGCUCUCCGAGUUCGUGUCCACGCGCGGCUGGCAGGGCGCCGAUGCCGCGGGCAGGAAGGAGGCUGAGGCCCGGAACCUGCAGGGCCUGGUGUGGAGCCCACAUGACUUCCAGGGGCACGUCCCGGGUGCCCGGGCCCCGGAGCCCAAGCUGUGCUGGCCCCAGGGCUUCUCCUGGAACCACCGCGCCGUGGUCCACUUCAUUGUGCCGGUGAAGAACCAGGCGCGCUGGGUACAGCAAUUCAUCAGAGACAUGGAGACCCUGUCCCGGGUCACCAGUGACCCACACUUGAAUAUCAUCAUCACCGACUAUAGCAGUGAGGACAUGGAUGUCGAGAUGGCCCUGAAACAGUCCAAGCUGCGGAGCUACCAGUACAUGAAGCUAAGUGGGAAUUUUGAACGCUCAGCUGGACUCCAGGCUGGUGUGGACCUGGUGAAGGACCCGCACAGCAUCAUCUUCCUUUGCGACCUCCACAUCCACUUCCCAGCUGGCAUUAUCGACACCAUCCGGAAGCACUGCGUGGAAGGCAAGAUGGCCUUCGCCCCCAUGGUCAUGAGGCUGCACUGCGGGGCCACCCCCCAGUGGCCCGAGGGCUACUGGGAGGUGAACGGAUUCGGGCUGCUAGGCAUCUACAAGUCAGACCUGGACAGGAUCGGCGGCAUGAACACCAAGGAGUUCCGAGACCGCUGGGGCGGAGAGGACUGGGAGCUGCUGGACAGGAUCCUCCAAGCCGGCCUGGAAGUGGAGCGUCUCUCCCUCCGAAAUUUCUUCCAUCACUUCCAUUCCAAGCGGGGCAUGUGGAACCGCCGCCAGAUGAAGACGCCAUAA
Messenger RNA from Rangifer tarandus platyrhynchus (Svalbard reindeer), 3009 nucleotides. Lineage: Eukaryota; Metazoa; Chordata; Mammalia; Artiodactyla; Cervidae. The record is from the annotation of a GenBank genome assembly.